This is a messenger RNA of Cygnus olor (mute swan), 7679 nucleotides long. RefSeq names its product MFNG O-fucosylpeptide 3-beta-N-acetylglucosaminyltransferase (gene MFNG). The transcript has 8 exons. Gene Ontology annotation, molecular function: O-fucosylpeptide 3-beta-N-acetylglucosaminyltransferase activity. NCBI's taxonomy places the organism in Eukaryota, Metazoa, Chordata, Aves, Anseriformes, Anatidae. Gene Ontology annotation, biological process: regulation of Notch signaling pathway. The record is from RefSeq and is a predicted model, not a curated record. Gene Ontology annotation, cellular component: membrane. Bases 771 to 1838 code for a protein of 355 amino acids.
CCGGGAGCUGGGCUUUCACAGGACCAGCAGUCAGGCAACAGGUUUGUCCUCCCACAUCAGCUGCUUGCCACCUGGGAGAGGGCCCAGCCUGAGGUCUUGGCGCAGCGGGUGAGGCGAGGCAAACCCCGCUUUCAGGCCGGGGGCUGCCCCCCUCCAUCCUCCACCCUCCAUCCUCUUCCUCCCCCGGGGCUGGCGCUCCGCCCCAUGCCCGGAGGCGGGACCGGGGCUGGCAAGGAGCAGGACCGAGCUGCAAAGAGGGAGCAGGUGGACAGACAGACAGACCAGCUGCUCGCAAGGCACCCAGCCCCUUCCCACAGCCCUGCUCUGGCCCCAUGCGUCCGCCACAGAGCCCCUGGCUUGGAUGCGCAGGCUGGUGUCUUCUGGGGAACUGAUGUCUUCGGUCCGGACUCCCCCUCGAUGGCUCUGAUCUCCUCUGCCACCCUCUCCACCCCCAGCCCAGGACCCUCAUCCUGUCCGCCAGGAGCAGGGAUGCUCGCUUUCCUCCUGGCGAGCUGUACCAGCCACCCACCAGUCGCCCUGGAGUAUUUUCCUGCCACACGUCCCUGCCUCGCUGGGUGAUCAAGCCCCCUCGGUCUGUGGAAAUUCCCCUCGCUUCAUCUCUAUCCUCGGGGACUGCUGUCGCUUUGGAUUUCGGCUCUUCACCCACCCCAGUCCUUGGCCUCAUCCUAUUUGUACCUCGCUCUUGGCUCGUCCUGCCCCGCAGAAGGCUUAAAGAAGUGUGCACAGAUUCCUUUGGAGGCACGUCGGCCAUGGGCCGCCGGCUCAUCCGUGGUCUCUCUGGAGCAGCAGUCUUCCUGGUCAGCAUGGCCCUCCUCUCCGUACGGCACCGGGGGGCUCAGGAAACAUCUGGGGAAACAUCCCCAGGGCUCAGAGAGGGGAUGCCGGAGAACCCAGAGCGAUGGAUGCAUGCAAGUUCAGAAGAUGCCGUGAGAGGUGGUGGCAGGGGGCAGAAGAACCUGCAAAUCCAGCCUCCGGAGAAAUACAGGACCGAAGGAAACCUGACGCUUGGAGACAUCUUUAUAGCUGUGAAGACCACCAAGAGAUUUCACCAGAGCAGGAUGGAGCUGCUCCUGGACACGUGGAUUUCCCGGGCGAGAGAGCAGACGUAUGUCUUCACUGAUGAAGAGGAUGAUGCCCUGAAGAGAAGAAUGGGUGACCAUGUGGUGUUCACCAACUGCUCCACCGAGCACAGCCACCUGGCCCUCUCCUGCAAGAUGGCUGCCGAGUUCGACACGUUCCUGGCCAGCGGCCAGAGCUGGUUCUGCCAUUUGGAUGACGACAACUAUCUGAACCCUCAGGCCCUCCUGCAGCUGCUGUCCUCCUACUCCGCAGCGCGGGAUGUCUACCUGGGGAAACCCAGCCUGAACCGACCCAUCCGGGCCUCCGAAACGCUGCCCAACAACCGGACGAAAUCUGUGCGCUUCUGGUUUGCCACAGGAGGGGCUGGGUUCUGCAUCAGCCACAAGCUGGCAAGGAAGAUGGUGCCUUGGGCCAGUGGCAGGAACUUCCUGAGCACUUCAGAGCUCAUCCGCCUGCCGGAUGACUGCACCAUGGGGUACAUCAUCGAGUGCAAAGUUGGUGGGCAGCUGCUGCCCAAUGCACUCUUCCACUCCCACCUGGAGAACCUGCAGCUCAUCCCCACCUCCCGUCUCACUCAGCAGGUCACACUCAGCUACGGUGUCUUUGAGAACAAGCUCAAUGUUAUCGAACUCGGUGGUCCCUUCUCACCGCAGGAAGAUCCCUCAAGCAGGUUUCGAUCGCUCCACUGCCAUCUCUACCCCGACACCUCCUGGUGCCUGCAGGCUGUUGGCUGGUGAUGCCCAAGCAUCAGCUACAGUGGGUCCUGCCGAUCUUGUGCUUGUAGGGGGUGAGACAUGGAAAAAGCUCAGCGCUCCCAACUUCCCCUUUGCUGUGGCAGUCUUGGGUCCUUGCUGAGUACUGGUGACACGGGACAAGAGAGAUCUGUGCCAAAGAUGGAUAACGUGGGCUGGACACGUGGAUGGGCUUCCCAUCUGUGCUGAGAUACUUGCAAGGGAAUGGGAGCAGUGCGCUUUCCUAAGCAGAACAAGGACUGGGCGGUGACUGCUGUGCAUCUGGGUGGAGAUGGGGAUGUCUGCUCCUUGCUGUGGAUUCGUCUUGCUGGACUAUAAAGGCCCUGGAUCAGGGUACCCAGUGCCAGACUGGGGGUUCGCUGAAAGCGUACUUUGUCUCCAGCCUCUCUGAGCAGGCCCCCUUCCUCCAUAUCUGCUUGUGCUUUCCCCAUUUCCCACUUUUCCCAGCCACAGCCCCUUGGCCAAGUCUCUGCCUAGUUAAACUCUGACUCUGCCCUCCCUUCAGAAAUGGAAAAUGUGACCAUUUCUGUGCUGAAUGAGUGCUGGAAAAGCAUAGCUCUUGCCUGACUGAGGGGAGAUGGGCAGGAAAUACAAGAAAUCAGGAAUCCCCCUUGGCUAGGACAAGGGAGAGGAUGUGGAAUGGGGAAGACAGUAGGACAGACAGAGAUGAGGGUGGUUCCUUUACUCAACAUUGAACGCUUGAUCUUGGAUGGCCCUGCAUUAUUCCUCUCUUUUUACCUUCUUGAUAUGGGGUCAGGAUAAUCUUUUGCUCUAAUUACCAACCUGUCGUCUGAGAUUAGACUCCAAUUCCUACCUGUGAGAGAGGAGACAUAGAGGAUUAGAACUGGCUGAAAGAGAGGAAAAAGGAAGAGAUGGAGAGAGUGCUCAGGAGCGGAUUAGAGGUUACAGCUUUAUAAUCUUCUCUGUGCCCCGACUGAAAAAAAUUAAGUCAUGAAGGAAUGGAAACAGCAGGGCAAAGAGCUUUUUAUCUCUGCAUUUCUUUCCUCCAGACGCUAAGAGCUGCUUUCUGCCUUCCUGCUGUCCCUGCUGAGCGUAACAGGGAGAAGGAGCCGGCCCAAAUAGGUUACAAGCUUUCUGGCACAUUUACGGGGAGCCCUCAUCUCAGCACAGAUCCUGCCACAAAAGCUGGGCAAUUCUGCUCAAUGGGGAAUGAACUUUGGCACCAUUUUGUCCUUGUACACAUGGAUAAAUGGCUGGGGGAGAGCGUUGCAAGGGAAGCUGGAAGGCGAAGAGACUGUUUUAGAUGGCAGGUGGCAUCACAAACAGGUAUUUCUCUUUAAGAGUGUUUCAAAACAGGCUGCUGGGAUCUGUGAGAGAUUCCUGUAAUCUCUGGAUGAAAGAACAAAUGCCCUUUCUCCAAAGAGCUGCUCAGCUUUGAUGCUGCUGAUCUGACUAAGCCUGCUGGUGGGCUGGAGGAGCCAAGGGGACUAUCGCUGUGCCUCUACCAUGUAAAAAUGGGUCACCCUGUCACCCCGUCCCACCCUCACCCCCCCAAACAACAGCAUCCCCUACACAGCAUGCACAGAACUUAAAGGUAAGGCAUCAGAAAUACCUUCUACCUCAGCAAAGAGGGACCUAGAUAUAAAUGAGCACUUUAAUUACUGGCAAAGAAGAAAGCAGGCGUUUGCAGAGCUGUUUUCCAGCCCGGUCAUUCUUGCGGGCAUUAGCCAGCUUGUGAAGCAGCAGAGAGCUCUGCUUUCUUCUCUUGCACAACAUGCCUUUAAACUGGAGAAUCGUGCUGAGCAGGGGCAGGGGCUACUUGAUGCCAUUGACCAUUCCUGGAAAACUGCAAAGCACUUGUCUCACACAGCUACGUGAAAGGGAGCUCAAAUAGACACAAGCCAGGUAUUAGAAGGUAGCUGAAGAAUAAAGAAGUCCUGCCCAAAGGGCAAAUGAUUUUGUUUGAGCUUAUCCAGAAGAGAAAAAAUGUUUCCAUGAGAAGAAAUGGGAGUCUUCAAGAGAAACCUACGCUAUUUGGAUGUUUUCUUUUUUUGCCCAUUCAAGUUCACAGCUGAGUUGUUAAUUGAUUCUUGGUGUUAAAAUGCCAGCCCUAUCUGUAGAUGCCCUGAUGGCAGUUAAAGCACAAUGAGAUUCGGGUGCCUGGGGAAGAAGAAACUGGUACAGCACACUCGCUUCCCUGGGAAGAGAGUGGAAGCUUGCAUUGGAUCCUGGCUUCAGCUGGUCUGAAUUGGGCUGGUGCCUUCUGCAUGGCUGAAGAUCAGAUGUUAAACAUGUUGGGUCCUUGAGCGGCUGCAUGGGGAUGGGUUUAAGACCAGGCUUUGCUGCUGGAGCAGUGCCACUUCUGUGGGAAAGGUCUCAUAAUGAAACUGAGAAGAGAUGAGAAUCUGUCUGGGGCAGGGCAUCUCUUGGGCUGUAGAGAAACAACUGACAGAAAAGUCCUGCUAUGCCUGUGACGACAACGUGCUGGAAAGAAAAUCGUUUCUCAGAGUUGGCAAAAAACCCCCCACCCAGGGUUUCUUUAAGAACAGAGAGACAGGUUAAGGGGACAUUCUCCUCUUGAAAUCUGAUCAACGUUAAAACCUGAGUUAAAAUUAGUUUCAGGAAUGGUUCCUGCCCCUGGGGCUUGCUGUCAGAUGUUGUGGUUUUACAGUCUCAUUUUCCUAGUUUAUUAAAAUGUUUAGCUGCUUGGGAAAAUGAGAAACAAUCUUAUGUGAAACUUUUCAGGGGUCGGUCUUUUUUUUAUUCUCCUUCAUGAUUUUCUGAUGUAACAGUCAAAGUUUUUGGAAAGGCUCCACUGAGCCAAUUAAAAUGUUGUGUUUUUCUUUCUUUCUUUCCUUUUUUUUUUUUUCUCUCUCUCUCUAACAUUCCCAUUUCUUGUUGCAGUACAAAAAUCUAUCCCAAGAACUAAAAGGGACGGAGACGUGGUCUUUUGAUUUUACUGGGGAAAAAAAUGGGGUCAAAGUCAAAGGUGUUGGCAUGACCCAGCUGUUGUACAGCAUUAAGUGUAGUUCAGGAUUUCAAGUAGAGAGACCUCAGCCUGCCCAACACCAUAGCAACGAAUGCUAUUAAUGAUGUUUAAGCUGUGUACGGAAGAUUCAGAGAAAGGGGAAGGAGGGGAAAAAAAGCUAGUUACUGUAUUGAAAUGUAAAGUAUUAAGUGAGGCUUUCAUGUUAACAAUGUCUUUUUUUAAAAUGCUUUCCCCGUAGCUGUGAAUAAUUUUUAUAAGGGAACCCCUAUCUGACAGUGUAAAAAAUGCUAAUGACUCUCCUUUCUUCAGGGGAAAAAGAGAAGUUAGUUGAAAUAGGUGGGAAACUGCAGUUGUUGUUAAAGGCUUGAAGGGGAGAGAGAGAAGAAUAGCAAUGCUAGACAAUGCUUCUCUUGCUGGUGCCAACUCCUCUUAACAGCUCUGCUGCCGAAGGAAAACACAUUUCUGUGCCUCUCUGAGAUGUACCAAGCUUGUACCCAGGCUGCAGCCGCAGCUCUCUCCCCAGGCCUCUUUUGCUAAAGAUGCAGCCUUCAAAAGACUAACAGUUCAUUAAACAGAAGCCAAAAGGUGAGAAAUGGGCAUGGGGAGAGACUGGAAGGAAUGGAGCCACCAAGAGGAGCCUUGGAGGAGCACAUGGGAAUCGAAGCUGUGCGUUGAAAGUGCUGAUCUGGGGGCUGCCCAGCAAGAGUGGAAAGGGGGUCCUGACCCCCCAGCCUGGAUGUGUAUGAUUAGGACUUCACCCUGGAAGAGGUGAAAUUGGUUUGGUUGGCCCCAAACCUCUUCUUCUUUUUCUUCUUUUUCUUUGUUUGUUUAUGAGAGGCUGACGUGCUUUCAUCUGUCAUUUAUACUCAAUUCCUUGCAGAGGAUUUGGCCUUUUAAUUUUGAGUCUCCCUAUGCCCUUACUUACAAUGAAGGCUCUUCAGGCAGUCCCGAGGUGGGAUCAACAGCAUUUUUCACUCAUUUAUGUCUUUUGUUUUCCCUGAACAACCCCACAAGACAGCUGGCUUGUCCUUUAGCACCGCUGGCCACCAUGGCUCUGCACACCUGUUUUUGACUCCCAGGCCCUAAUUUCGUGUUUACAGCGAGGUGAUUGGGUCUCGUUUCUCAGCUGAACCUGAAAAAAUGCUUUGAUCUCCUGUUCCUGUAUCCAUAGUGACAAACUCCCAUGUCUGUGCUCUACUGCUCACUCUUUUCUUUAUUGUCCUCCACGAACAGUGGGCUCCACGUGCAGCUGAGCCAUGAGACUCAUUGCUGUAGGGCAAUGUGUCAGUCACAGCUUUGCAUUGCUUAGAGGCAAUGAGCCUCACAGCGAGUAGAGGUAGACUCUGUCUAAGCUGGUAAAAUCCCUCUGCCCCAAAGUACCUGUGAAUCACAGAUUGAAGUCUCCAGGACGGAGCAUGGCAGGGACAAUCUCUGUUUCCUAGGGUGCUGCUUGCACUAGGAGGGCUGAGCCGCGGUCGCUCAGCUGGCAUUGCCUCCCGAAGGCUGUUCCUUGACAGCCUGAGCUUUUUGUUGCUCUUCUUUGAUCCAGCUCAGACUCCAAGAAAGCCGGGAACUCAUCUGUCUCCCUGUUUGAACUGCGUGUGAUUAAUUACAGACCCCGAGAAUGGGCUGCUUGCCUAUCUCUCGUGCUCAAAUUGCCUUCCAGGAUUUUGCAAGGCUAAGGAGCCUCUUCAGAUGUUGUGUCUGACUGCUCCCCGGUCAAGCCUCCCUUGGUUUUUGCUGGUAGCUUCAUCUGAUUCAUGGUGAACCUUGGAGAACAAAUUAAACAGAGUGCUUUGUGUGUGGAUUUGAUGGCCCUGACCCUUCCGCCGCUGCUUGAAGAGAAGACAGUGUCGAUUUUCUGCAACAUAAGAAAAAGAAGUGAAACUGCACGGGGAAAUUGGAUGGGGAGAGAUGCUGUUGUGCUGAAACCUUGCUUUACCCAUGCCACCCCCAGAAGUGGGGCAAAGAGAGAACCUGCAGCUGGUGUCUUUGGCUGCAGUGCAUCACAUGGAGAAAAUGCCAUGAAAUAUCUGUUGUAUUGCACUGGCAGAGAAUCCAACAGCCCUGGUAAACGAGCCAAGGCCAGCUUGUUGUUGGUGAUGGACAGAGAGAAAAACAGGGCUGCCCCUAAGCCCGUACGAGCAGAGAUGUGGUGGGGAAGGCUUACAAGACCAACGGGACAGUAUUGCCACAUCAGAGCAGGGGUGGUGAGAUGGUGUUUGGGAUAGGGAGGAGCAGGGAUUGGGGAGAAAGGUCUUUCUCCAUCCAAGAAUGCCAUGAAGGAGCUGAAGAUAAGCACAUGGGGAGGAAAUCUAUAUCCUCUUCAUGGCCGUGCUGGCAAGUGAUGAAUGCUGGCCUGAGGACUGGUCCCUUGAGAGCUAGGGGUUCAAUGAAAAGAGGGGAAAACUGGAAAGAAAAAGGCAAAAAAACGACCCUGGCCCUUCCUCACCACCCCACCUCUCCCACAUUGCAAUGAGCUUUGGCUGGGGCGAGGCUGACUGCGUAGGCUGGCCAAACUCUCUCCACUGUGUGAUGUUUUUUCUUUGUGUGCCCAGGCAGGGAAAACUCCUCUCUGAGCUCUCAGAGACCAGUUUCCAAAGACCUGCUGUGGGGUGCAGACAGACAAGGUCUUGGAGCAGUUGGUAGGGGAAGCAGGGCCCCUUCAUACACUCCCCUCCCCUUUUUCCCCAGCAUCCAGCUAAUGUUGGCCGGUGUCUGUUUUUAGAAAAAGUGGCAGAUUUCAACAGCUGAGCUGCUUUUCCAAAGGGACAUCUAAACAAACAGCCUGCCAUCUGCUCUAUUGUCCCUGGAAUAGCGGCUCGGCUCGGAGGGGGUGGGGGGAGAGGGAAGGAGGGGAAGGAAGGGAAUGAAAA